Molecule: messenger RNA, 4005 nt
Organism: Doryrhamphus excisus (bluestripe pipefish)
Lineage: Eukaryota; Metazoa; Chordata; Actinopteri; Syngnathiformes; Syngnathidae
Gene: brd2b
Product: bromodomain containing 2b
Biological process (GO): chromatin remodeling; regulation of DNA-templated transcription
Cellular component (GO): chromatin; nucleus
Source: RefSeq, a predicted model, not a curated record
UUUAUAGGGCCAGCCAGAAGCGGAAGCAGUUAGGCGCCAUUUCAGUGCGGAGUUACUGCUCGCUGCGUCGUCCCCCUCCCGGCGAGCGGUGGCGACAGCCCAGUCGCCUUAAUUGGAUCGGAACACCACGAAAGCCGAUGGAAGCAGCCCUCAAUCCGGCACACGGAAGUUCUGUAGUUGGGCUGCCCUGUGGCGGGAUGGACCAGCACACGAGCACUGGCAAACGCAUCCGCAAGCCUUCCCUACUCUACGAGGACUUUGAGAGCCCCUCCCUGCCGCACACCAUGCCCCAAGGUCCCCCCGCUCCACCGCAGCCCCCCGUCAAGGACCCCUCCAGGCUGGGCCGCGUGACCAACCAGCUGCAGUUUCUCCAGAAGACCUUGCUCAAGUGCCUUUGGAAGCAUCACUUCGCUUGGCCAUUUCACGAGCCCGUGGACGCCCACAGGCUUAAUUUACCGGAUUAUCACAAAAUAAUCAAACAACCGAUGGACAUGGGCACCAUCAAGAAGCGCCUGGAGAAUAACUACUACCGCAGCGCGUGUGAGUGCAUCCAGGACUUCAACACCAUGUUCACCAACUGCUACAUCUACAACAAGCCGACAGACGACAUUGUGCUCAUGGCCCAGUCCUUGGAGAAGAUCUUUCUCCAGAAGGUGGCCCAAAUGCCACAGGAGGAAGUGGAGUUGGCCACCCCCGUCCCUCGAAAGAAAAACGGCAGAGGAAGAGGCCGCAAGUUGAGUCCUUUGUCUGAUUUGUCCCCAAUGUGUCCGCCAGCGCUGAGGGCGCAGCAGGUGCCCGCCGUGUCGCAGUCUGCCUACUCACCGUCCUCCUCGGACACGGGGGACUCGACGCUGGAUAACUCUCCUCAGACCGUGCUGACCAAGAGCCUGCCUCCAGCCAACAUUAUGGGCUUGCCCCCCACGCAGCCCACCACCAAGAAAAAGGGUGUGAAGCGUAAGGCGGACACCACCACUCCGUCCACUAUGGGUUUGACUGUGGGCAUGUCGGGAGACGGACAUGGACUCAUGGUGGGCUUGGGCAAGGGAGGCCACGGGGGUCAGGUCCAUGACUCCUCCAUGAGCUCCAUCUCCUCCAUGGGGGGCAUGACUUUAGAGACUCCGCCUGGCAUGGGCCUGGUGCACAGCCCGGGGGGCCCCGUCCUGCUCCAGCCCAUGACCUCCAGCACCGGACGCAGGGUCGGCAGCGGCCGCCCCAUCAAGCCCCCCAAGAAGGACUUGCCGGACUCCGUCCAGCUCCAGCCCUCACGGAAGGGCAGGCUGAGUCCCCUGAUGAGGUACUGCAGCGGGCUGCUCAAGGAUAUGCUCUCCAAGAAGCAUGCCGCCUACGCCUGGCCUUUUUACAAGCCCGUGGAUGCCGCGGCGCUCAGCUUGCACGACUAUCAUGACAUCAUCAAGUGUCCCAUGGACCUCAGCACCAUCAAGAGGAAGAUGGACAGCCGAGAGUACCGAGACUCUCAGCAGUUCGCCAGCGACGUACGACUCAUGUUCUCCAACUGCUACAAGUACAACCCCCCCGACCACGACGUCGUGGGCAUGGCACGCAAGCUGCAAGACGUGUUUGAGUUCAGUUUUGCCAAGAUGCCCGAUGAGCCUCACGCGGACCAUGGUGCCAUGUCUAUGAGUGGCCACCCAACGUCGUCCUCGUCCUCAUCAUCCUCUUCGUCCUCAUCAUCUUCGUCCACCUCUGAGAGCGAGCCCAGCAGCGAGAGCGAAGAGAGUGAGAGCACCCCCAGCUCGGACAGUGAGGAGGAGCGAGCGCAUCGUCUGGCGGAGCUGCAGGACCAGGUGUGCACGCAGCUGAGAGCUGUGCACGAGCAGCUGGCCGCGCUCUCCCAAGGCCCCAUCAUCAAACCCAAGAAGAAGAAAGAGAAGAGGGACAAGAAAGACAAGAAGAAGAAAAGGAAGCUGGACAAGCGGAGUCGCGGCGCCAAAAGCAGAGCGGGCUCUGAAGAGUGGAAGAUGCCUACCAAGAUGCUAAAGAGCAAGACCUCGCGAGCAGGGGGCGGCUCCCAGGCCAAGAAGAGCCAGACGAAGAAGAGCAGCAAGAGCAAGAGCUCCAAGAAGCCGUUUUACCCGCCGCUGACCGACUCCAUGUUGCCGCACUACGACUCAGAAGAGGAGGAUGAGAUUGUUCCCAUGUCGUACGAUGAGAAGCGCCAGUUGAGCCUGGACAUCAACAAGCUGCCGGGCGAGAAGCUGGGCCGCGUGGUCCACAUCAUCCAGUCCAGGGAGCCCUCGCUGAGGGACACCAACCCCGAGGAGAUCGAGAUCGACUUUGAGACGCUCAAGCCGUCCACGCUGAAGGAGCUGGAACGCUAUGUCAUGACCUGCUUGAGGAAGAAGCCCCGCAAGCCCUACAGCGAUCAAGCAGCAAAGAAAGGCAGCGUUGGCAAGUCCAAAGAGGAGCUCACCCUUGAGAAGCGUCUGGAGCUGGAGAGGAGGCUUCAGGACGUCAGCGGUCAGCUCAACUCUGGCAAGAAACCUGCCAAACCAAAAGUGGAGAAGCCAAACCCUCCAGAGAUGCACGCCCAGCCCUCUCGCCUCAGCGGCAGCAGCUCCAGCUCGGACUCAUCCUCUUCCUCCUCCUCGUCCUCCACCUCAUCCUCAGACACCAGUGAGUCAGACUCUGGGUGAGGUCUUUUAUUCCACGCUGGCUGAACUAGAAAAGAAAAGAAGAAACUCAGGGACUUGGGCUGGCCCAGGACACGACGCACCCUGAGACGUGGUGGAAACCCACUCAAGCUGACUACUGAAAUAUUUGAAUGUUGGACUGAAGGGAUGGGGGUAGGGGGUAAGGAAACACUUAUUGCCUUGGUUUCUCCCGCCUACUUUUUUGUAAAUACAUGUACAAAUUUAUGUUUCUUUUAUAAAGAAAAAUUUUAUGAUGAUUCCCCCCCAGAGAAGGACCUUGGGGUGUAAGUCUUCUUUGGCCGGCUUUGGGCCGCAAUAAUAAGUAUUUAUUUGUUUUGAUUGCCCGCAUUUCCUCGCAUGUCACUUCAUUACCUCGCUUAUCAUCUGACGCCUCAUUUGGCCCCAAGCCCCCGCCUUAAACUAACAAUCCAGUACAUUUAAAAAGCAAAACUGUCAGAUCCAACAUGAACUUAUUUGUUACAGUACUUUGCACAGAUGUUACUGAGGUCCAAGUAUUUCUUUGUCUGUUUUGGUGUUCAACAACCCGUUAUUUAUUGUACUGCACUGAAAUUGCCUAAAAAUAAUCACUGCGAACUGUGAGUUUUUCUGUCUUUUUUUUUUUUUUUUUGAAGCAAUUUUCUAAAAACUUUACUUCAUUCCUGACGUGAACAUUUGGAGAAAGUGUUGACUGUUCCUGAAACAUCAAUAUGUAUCUGCAGCACUUAACAUGUUGAAAGUUUGACUUCUCUGCAUUAAAACUAGAAAUUCCCUAUUUAAACUGAAUGAUAUUUCAAAUUAUCCAUAUUUCUUCAUUGUUCAGAGAAAAACAAAUGAAUGCUUGUAUAUUCUUAAACUGUACAUGUUGUACAAACUGCUGUAACCCUGCUGUUCUUACUUAAUUUUGUAUCUUUUACGCUGCUCGUACAGCACUCCUGUCAUUCCAGUUAAUUGUUGUUUCCUCAGUAGAGAACAGCUGUCUCUUCACGCACCUUUUCAUUUGACAGCUUUGUUUAUUAAAGUAAUAUCUUCUGUAGAAACUGUGUGUAGUCAAUGUCCAGUUUUAGUAAAAUGUCAUGUGAAAUUGAUCUUCUGUGAGGUAUUUAAAAAGCUGGUCACUUAAUGAUCACAAUUACACGGUAAGGAUAGAGUGUAACACAUAACUGUAUAUUAUAAUACAAAUACGUACUAACAUUGCGGUCUCCGCCGGUAGGUGGCAGCUACUGAACAUCAGUCACGCUGUGAUGCUUUCAAGGUGCAUUGAUGUGUUCGUCACUUACAAGUGACGAGAACAAAAUCACUUUUACAGGUCUAAAGGUCACGUUGCAUGUACUGAUAAUUGUUUCCCGCAAUGAAU